This is a messenger RNA of Tarenaya hassleriana, 1715 nucleotides long. RefSeq lists its product as uncharacterized. The record is from RefSeq and is a predicted model, not a curated record. NCBI's taxonomy places the organism in Eukaryota, Viridiplantae, Streptophyta, Magnoliopsida, Brassicales, Cleomaceae. The transcript has 14 exons. Bases 169 to 1443 code for a protein of 424 amino acids.
ACGAGGAAGAAGCGAGACAAACGCUGGCGAGCCAUCUAAAAUGCUUUACUUCUUCUCUCCCUCCCACCCUCUCUCUCUCUCUAGGUAUUGAUAUUCCGAAGUUGAAGGAAGAAGAGGAGCCCUAAUUAUCUCUGAGAAGUCGCAGUUUCUCAUCUCCAGAUACUAGGAAUGGGGAACUUUUUGGCGAAGGAGCCGCCGCCGCCGGUGGUGCUUGUACCUCCUCUCUUCGAUUUCCCUCCUCUGUCCGCCCGCAAUAGGAUGUUGGAAACAUCCUACAAUGUGCUGUUUGGGAAGCUUGCUUUGAAAUGCCUAUUUGAAGAUUACUUUGAAGAAGCACGUCACUUUUCCACAAAGUUAUUGUUGAAGCCCCUUGAUGACCCUCAUGUGGAUUUGGUUGCAUCUGUCUCAGGUCCUCUAGAUAACAAAGCAGGAAACCUUGUGGGAGAUGCACUCUUCCGCUGGCAAAGUGAUGUCAAUGAUCCCCAUACAUUCGUAGACCUCUCUGUGUCAACCUCCAACCCGGUUUUACAAAUGAGGUCCUGCGCUUACUACCCUAAAUAUGGAAUUGGAGCAUUUGGAAUCUUCCCUCUGCUUUUGAAAAAGAGUAGCCAAUCAUCUGAAGAAUAUGGGGUUAUGGGACUGAGGUAUGGUUCGGCGAAUUUAUCUCUUGGAGCUACGGUCUCUCCUUCUGUGAAGGAUGAAUUGCCAAAGACUGCAUGGAUCGUGAGCAAGAUGGGAAGGCUCACAGUAGGCGUGCAAUAUGAGCCACUAUAUGAAAGCAAAGAUACUCCAAUUUCAAAGUACAGAGAGUUGAGGAACUGGAGUUGUGCUGUUGGCUAUGGAGUAGGGUCAAGGAGCCCCUUGAGCCCUUCUUUCAACUUUGGACUUGAACUUGCUAGAAGCUCUCAGUUUGUUGCUUCGUUUUACCAACAUGUUGUGGUCCAGAGGCGGGUGAAAAACCCAUUUGAAGAAAAUGAAGUAGUUGGCAUUACUAACUACAUCGACUUGGGUUUUGAGAUACAAACAAGGCUUGAUGAUGCCGAGAAGUCAGACCGUUUUCCAGAUUCCUCGAUGCGAAUAGCUGCUUCCUGGCAAGCUAAUAAGAACUUCUUGCUUAAGGGGAAAAUGGGACCUAUGAGCUCAACAAUAACAUUAGCCUUCAAGUCAUGGUGGAAACCUUCCUUUACAUUGAAUGUUUCAGCUACCAAGAAUCAUUCCACCAGAGAAACGUCAUAUGGCUUCGGCCUCCGCGUCGAGAAUCUACGGGAAGCAAGUUACCAAAGAGCCGAUCCGAACUUUGUGAUGCUGACACCGAACAAAGAGCACUUGGCGGAAGGGAUCGUCUGGAAAAUGGGUAAGAGACCGAUGUUUCAGUCUGACAUUGACUCCAAGAAUUUCGACGUUGUCCCUAAGGAACUCCGACCUCCUCGGAAGAUUCUCUAGUUCCCUUUCUUUUUUUUUUUUUUUUGAUAACUUGAAAGUUCACCGGGCCGAGCUAUAUUUUUCACGGGCCGGAGGCAGUCUGUAUGCUGCAAUUAAAUUGCGUACCUCCUCCCCGCCUUUAGAGUCGAACCGGUUACCUUGAGCGCCUAACACUCAUACCACCACAGGAUGGGUUAGUUCCUUUUUUUCCGUCUUUUCAGAAGCUAUCUAUCGUCAAGUCUCCUCUUGAACUUUACUGGCUCUGUCAGUUAUUAGCUUUGCUAUAUUUCUCA